Messenger RNA from Rhodotorula toruloides NP11, 2202 nucleotides. RefSeq lists its product as uncharacterized. NCBI's taxonomy places the organism in Eukaryota, Fungi, Basidiomycota, Microbotryomycetes, Sporidiobolales, Sporidiobolaceae. The record is from RefSeq and is a predicted model, not a curated record. The transcript is spliced from 8 exons. Bases 1 to 2202 code for a protein of 733 amino acids.
AUGUCGAGCAACUUCAGAGCUAGAUCGCGCCCGCCCGGCAUGCGCGUUGAAGUCCUCGACAACGCCCGCUUCGUCCACCGCCCGCUCGACGUUUCCUCCAGGGACGCCAUCCCGCUCAGACAACUGUACGAGCUCCUCGACGGCCUGAAGACGCCUGACUGGGCCGAACCUCGACAGAAGUGGAAUGAUGCCGUCUCGCGGUUCAAGCGGGACAUUCGGGCGCUGUUUCCUGAGACGGCAUACGGCUCAGGCGUCUCGCGCGACUGGGCCAAGCGCCUCUUCAUCUACCCUGAGCCUGCUCAUGGGUCGUGGAAGGAGGUGCAGGAGCUUGAAGGUGAGAAGUGGGAGGACCGCGAGCCGACUGGACAACUUUGGUUCGGCGUCCGGCUCGCGACCGAGUUGAAGAAUAUUCGCGAUGGAAAUGGUGUCGAUGAGGUCGACGAUUUGGCGGCAAUCCACCACGACCUCAAGCACGUCAAGCUCGUUCUCCUCGGCUACCGCGCCGUCAACGUCUUGCAGCACAACUUCAGCCACGCUUCACGCCUCGGCUACGCCUUCUCCGACUUCCUCGACUUGCUCAACUCGAUCAGCCCGCCUACACUCAUGCAUGGGCACCGCAUCGACGAGGGUUCGGAGGACGAAUUCGCGAGGUAUAUUGCGACGUACCCAGCGACGCUCGAGAGCGAAACUGACGGCGAGGCGGGCUGGCAGAAGAGCGGCUUGAGUUGCUGCAGGGUAUGCAACGGUGCGAGUUUUCACGUUACGCUUCGCCAAUUUUCACCUACGCUUUCCCUGCACCCGUGCCACAUUCUCUCGGCGUCUCGACCGCCAUCUCCCGCUUUGUUCCGUCAGCCUGCUCACCCGAUUUGCCGGCAUACUCUCGAAUUCUCCUGCUUCACGCACUCUUCACAGCCUCGCCGGAAAAGGGCGAGCUCAGCAUGUCGGAGAGUCCGCGGACAACCUUCCGCAGGCCUUCGCACUCUCUCUUCUCUCUCGCGCUUCUCCCUCCUCCGCCCCGCCACUUCACUGAUGAGCGACCUUUCUCACACUGUCGGAAGUCGUCAUCCUCACGAGCGUGCGCACGUCUUCGCCGCCGCCAGCGAGACCUGGAGACCUGCCGGCAUAUCCGGCCGCGACGCAAUCCCGCUCGACACCUUCCACCGCAUCAUCCGCGACUUCUCCGUACCGAAGUGGACGAAGGGGGACCGCCGGUGGAAGGAGGCGUUUUACGACUUCAAGCGCGAGCUGACCGCUCUCUUCCCGGCGACGCCGGAGGGUAUGCACGAGUGGAACAAGCUGCUGUUCCGCUACGACAGGCCGGCUCGCGAGGACCAACGUUGGCCCGACUUGCGCGAGUUUGACGAGGGCAGAUGGAAGGGCCAUAAGCGGACCGGCCAAUUCACCUUGUACGUUCCCGCCCUCACUGCGAUUUGCGAAGAAAACCCAAUUGACGGUAUAUUCCUACAGGACGGCUUCAUUGCCCCUCUUCGCGAAGUCAAGCACGCCCUUUUGGGUGUCCGCGCCAUCUUCGUCCUCCUCCACAACUUCAACAAGGCUACGACAGCCGGCUACAGCUUCAACGACUUCAACGAUCUCCUCAGCUCCAUCGCUGCGCCUAUCCACCACGAUGGCGAAGUGCUCGAUGCAGAUGCGAUGUCAGAACUCGAAGCGGCCGUCGAGGAGUACAAGGAGGAGAUCAGGAGCAAGAUCCGAAAGGCGGCAGACUGGCACAACCUCGCUGUCAUGGUACGUCCAGCAAACGCUGCCGUUCUCGGCACGUUAUACAUUGCCAUCACGGUCCGCAACAACAAGACAUCUAUCGAGUCGGGCCGCUGGAACGCCAAAGCAAUUGUCAAAAACGCCCAAGUUCUGUCCGGCUCUAUAGAUACGAUCCGCCAAAUCUCGGAAAGCCUGCCUCGCGCACCGGGGAUCCCACAUCGGCGCCAGGCAGCCAGAGGACUGGCAGGGCUUUGCCGGGCUUGGACGUUCAGGAGUUCCUCAGCGGCCUCCGCGAGCAGCGCUCGCGCUCAAACUCGCGCUCAUCAUCUCCGGCUUAGACGAUACAGCAAGGUUGGGAGGUUUGGCACGGUUCAGCCGGACAUUCGCAGAUUCUCGGCAGAAACUUUAUCCUUCCUCGCAAGACACGUCGGUCUGGAAGAUGCGGAGAGUGCAACAAGAGAGCACCGCGCAGGCAGAGUUUGA